UUUUUCCACCUGAUUCCCUUCCUUCCCAUCCCUCCACUGUCAGAUAAAGACCGCCAUGGAUUCUCCACUAGGAGAAGACGAAGAUUUCAUAUGAAGGAUAGCGCAACUGGGUUCCGUUUUUAUCUUUGCUCUUAUUGAUCCUCGUUUGGAAUUCUUUCUUCUUUUUUUCGUCGUUUGGGAGGAAAUGGACCGCCUGCUCAUCGACGAUAUCAUCUCCAGACUCGAGCAGACGGGUCAACCGAAGUCAGGGAAACAGGUUAGGCUCUCGGAGGAUGAAAUCCGCAUGCUCUGCGUGAGAUCAAGGGAAGUCUUCUUGUCUCAGCCGAACCUUCUCCAACUCCGGGCGCCCAUCAAAGUCUGCGGUGACAUACAUGGGCAAUACUAUGACCUACUAAGGUUGUUUGAGAUAGGAGGCUUCCCUCCUUCCACAAGUUAUUUAUUUCUUGGGGACUAUGUUGAUCGUGGAAAGUUGAGCUUAGAGACAAUAUGUUUGCUUCUAGCAUAUAAAAUUAAGUAUCCAGAUCGUUUCUUUCUAUUGAGAGGAAACCAUGAGUGCUCAAAAAUAAACAGAAUCUACGGCUUUUAUGAUGAGUGCAAAAGGAGGUUUAAUGUUAGACUGUGGAAGAUAUUCACAGACUGCUUUAAUUGCUUGCCUGUGGCUGCACUCAUUGAAGAAAAAAUUCUUUGCAUGCAUGGAGGUCUUUCCCCAGAAUUACAGAAUUUAAGCCAGAUAAACAGCAUUGAGCGACCAACUGAUGUACCUGAUUUUGGUCUCCUCUGUGAUCUGCUUUGGUCUGAUCCGAAUCCUGAUAUUCAAGGGUGGGGAGCAAGUGAUAGAGGCGUUUCUUGCUCAUUUGGAGCUGAAGUUGUUGCUGAGUUUCUGAAAAAGAAUGACUUGGAUCUUGUAUGCCGGGCUCAUCAGGUUGUUGAGGAUGGCUACGAGUUCUUUGCAAAAAGGAGAUUAGUAACCAUAUUUUCAGCACCAAACUAUUGUGGGGAGUUUGACAAUGCUGGGGCAUUUUUAACUGUUGACAGCAACUUAGUGUGUUCGUUUCAAAUUCUCAAACCAGUUGAGACAAAACCUGUACUUGGCAGUUCACUGGGAAGAACGUCUAAGAAGGUUGGAAAAGUGGGGAAAGCAUGAGUUUUUGGUCAUGUACUUUAUUGGGCCAAAUAAUUCUGAAGAUAGGAGGUCAUAUUGCUGGGUUUUGGAUGAGAUUUAUCUAUUCACACUGGUCACCUGGAAAAGUCGGAUAACUGGGAUUCCAUUCAAUAUUUGUGCUUCUCAAUCUUCAAUCGUAUAUAUUUUAUUGCUUCGUUGUGGUUGUUGCAGAUUGUAUAAUAUGUCAAGUGUUGGUCUUAUGCUCUUGUACAGUGCUAAUGUAUCUAUCACCUUGCUCUCGUAAAUGAGCAAGCUUUCCAUGAAUUUGAGGCUAUCAAUGACUUUUUCGGUUUCUUA
Messenger RNA from Nymphaea colorata (pocket water lily), 1459 nucleotides. RefSeq names its product serine/threonine-protein phosphatase PP1-like. Bases 185 to 1144 code for a protein of 319 amino acids. The transcript is spliced from 4 exons. Gene Ontology annotation, cellular component: cytoplasm; nucleus. NCBI's taxonomy places the organism in Eukaryota, Viridiplantae, Streptophyta, Magnoliopsida, Nymphaeales, Nymphaeaceae. Gene Ontology annotation, molecular function: protein serine/threonine phosphatase activity. The record is from RefSeq and is a predicted model, not a curated record.